Molecule: messenger RNA, 3429 nt
Organism: Mangifera indica (mango)
Lineage: Eukaryota; Viridiplantae; Streptophyta; Magnoliopsida; Sapindales; Anacardiaceae
Product: disease resistance protein RPV1-like
Exons: 5
Coding region: 64-3222 (1052 amino acids)
Biological process (GO): signal transduction; defense response
Molecular function (GO): ADP binding; protein binding
Source: RefSeq, a predicted model, not a curated record
UGCAAUUUUUUAACUUUAGAAAGUUACUAUUUCUGUGAGCAUACGAGCUCAACUCAGUCUUCAAUGGCGUCAUCAUCUCUCACCGGUCAAGGCAAAUACGAUGUGUUCUUGAGUUUCAGAGGCGAAGAUACUCGCAAGAACUUUACCGAUCAUCUCUACGUCGCUUUAGAUCAGAAAGGAAUCUUCAUAGUCAGAGACGAAGAAGAACUCGAGAGAGGGACAGAGAUUUCAUCGGAGCUCUUGAAGGCCAUCGAAGAAUCCAGAAUUUCGAUUGUAAUUCUCUCGAAAAGCUACGCUUCUUCCACAUGGUGCUUGGAUGAGCUUGAGAAAAUUGUUGAGUGCAGGGAGAUGAAGGAUCAGAAGGUUUUCCCGGUAUUUUACGGCGUUGAUCCAUCGGAAGUACGGAAACAGACGGGCGAGAUCGGAAAAGCUUUUCUAAAACAUGAAGAAGAUAUCGAUAAGGGGAGGAUUAAACGGUGGAGAUCGGCUCUCAAUAAACUUGGCAACAUCUCUGGUUAUCAUUUGCAGGACAGACAUGAAUCACAUUUGAUCAAAAAAAUUGUUGAGGAAAUAUCAGAACAAUUAAAACAAAUUGGAGUGCUAUCAAGGACAUUUUUUGGAAUGGAAGCUCGUGUGCAUAAAUUAAUAAAUGAUUAUUUACAGCUAGGAUUGGAUGAUAUUCGCUUCAUUGGCCUAUGGGGAAUGGGAGGAAUAGGUAAAACUACAACUGCUAGAGUUUUAUAUGAGAUGCUUUCAGAUCAGUAUGAAUAUAGCAGCUUUGUUGCCAAUGUUAGAGAAGUCUCUGGAUCAAUAGGUCUAGUUCCUUUGCAAGAACAACUUCUUUCUCAAGUCAUAAAAGAAAGAAAUUUAAGAUUAAGUGAUUAUUAUCAAGGAGUCAAUUUGAUAAGUAAUCGGCUUCGUAGGAAAAGGGUAUUUCUUGUUCUUGAUGAUGUUGAUCAAUUAGAACAAUUGGAAGCAUUGGCUGGAGAGCGUGAGUGGUUUGGUUCUGGGAGUAGAAUCAUCAUUACAACUAGAGAUCAACAUUUGCUUGUAAGUCACGGUGUAGAAAAUAUACACAUAUAUAAGGUUGAAGCAUUGGAUGAUAUAGCAGCUCACAAGCUCUUUCAUUCAAAGGCAUUCAAAAACACGAAACCCUCUGCCAUGCAUGAUGCGCUUUCUUUAAUGUUCGUAAGAUAUGCACUGGGACUUCCAUUAGCUCUCAUAGUGUUGGGAUCCUAUUUGUGUAAUAGGAGUGUUGAGGAAUGGCAAAGCGCCCUGGGUAGAGUACAGGAAGUUCCAAAUGAAAAAAUUGGAAAAGUACUAAGAAUAAGUUAUGAUGCCCUAAAUCAAAUAGAUAAAAGAAUAUUUUUAGAUAUCUCGUGUUUCUUUAAUGGGAAGAACAAAAAUCGGGUCAUGGAAAAGCUUGAUUGUUUUGGUUUUAACCCAGCCAUUGGAAUAAAAGAACUCAUUGACAAAUCUUUACUAACCAUCCAGAAUAAUGAAUUAUGGAUGCAUGAUUUGGUACAACAAAUGGGUUGGGAAAUUGUUCGUGAGCAGCAUCAUGAUAACCCUGGAAAAUGGAGUAGAUUAUGGCUGUCCAAGGAUAUCUAUCGUGUUUUACGAGAAAAUAUGGGAACAGAUGCAGUUGAAGGCAUGAUACUAGAUCAGCCGGAAGUUGAAAUUACAAACUUGAAUGGUAAAUGCUUGUCUAACAUGAGAAAUUUGAGACUGCUAAAAAUCAGUAAUGUGCACAUUUCUGAUGACCUAGAGCACCUAUCAAAUGAGUUGCGAAUUCUGAAAUGGCAUAACUAUCCUUUAAAAUCUUUGCCUUCAAGUUUUUAUCCAGAGAAUCUUUGUAAGCUCAGCAUGUGUUAUAGCCAUCUCGAACAUCUUUGGAAUGGAAUAAAGGCAUUUGAGAAGUUGAAAAUUAUUAAGCUUAGUCACUCUUACAAUCUUAUUAGAGCGCCAGACUUCACACAAAUUCUGAAUCUGGAGAGGCUUGAUGUUGAAGGGUGUAAAAGUUUGGUUGAGGUUCACGAAUCCAUUGGCCUUCUCAGAAGGCUUGUGCUAUUGAAUUUGAAAGAUUGCCAGAGUCUUGUGAGUUUGCCGAGUAGCGUCUGCAGCUUGGAAUCUCUCAAGAUUCUGAAUCUCUAUGGCUGUUCAAAACUCGAAAAACUUCCCCAGAACUUGGGUAAAGUCAAACGGUUGGAGGAGCUAAAUUUAAGUGGAACUGCAAUAAGAGAAGUGCCAUCCUCCAUUACUCUCUUGACAAAUCUCCAAAAACUCUCUCUCCGUGGAUGUAAAGGGCAACAACACAGAACAUGGACUUUCUCCAUCUGGUCAUUGCUUUUGCCCAAAAGAAAGCAAGAGUCCAUGUGUUUAUCACUCCCUAAUUUGAUAGGUCUGAAGUCUUUGACUAAAUUAGACCUUAGUAAUUGCAAUCUCUUGGAAGGAGCAAUCCCCAGUGAUCUUUGUUUUUUAGUUUCUUUAGAAACUUUAGAUUUAAGUGGAAACCAUUUUAUUAGCCUCCCAUCCAGAAUGAAUCAGCUUUCUAAGCUUAGAAAUCUUUCAGUGAAUAAUUGUCAGAGGCUUGAGUCAUUGCCAGAGCUUCCAUUUGGAAUAUUUUUUGUUGGAGCACAAGCUUGCAUUGCAUUGAAAACAUUAUCCAGUCUACCAAGUUCAAGUACUUCUGCAAAUAUCUUGUCCCAUUUUUUCAGUUGCUCCCAAAUGGUUGCAGAUCAAGGCGCCUGGACUGACAUCACGCUUGCAGUUAUGUUCCUGAAACUACGACUUCAGGAACUCUCUAAUCAAUCAACUCAAUUUCAUAUUUGUCUUUUCGGUGGCAAAAUUCCAGAGUGGUUUAGCUAUCAGAGUAAUGGACACUCAGUAAGAUUGCAACUAUCUCCACAUAGGUACAAUGAUAAUUUCAUGGGAUUCAUUCUUUGCAUGGUGUUUUCAGAAUCUGAUUGUUCAGACCAAAUCUCCGAGGAGUCUCGACGUUUCUUUGAGAUUCAAUGUUUAUUAGAGAUUAAAUAUGUAGUUUCUUUCUCCUUCACCUUUCUCACCCCUAGUUCUCCGCCUAUUGAGUCUGAUCACCUUUGGCUAGGAUAUAUUUCAGAUACAGAGUUUCAAUAUAUUUCAAAAUGGAAUACUUGGUUACAUGAAUUAAAGCAAGCUUUCAAGUCUACAGACAUGGUAUGGAGGGAUGCAGUGUCCCUGUGAAAAGGUGUGGUAUUCAUCUGCUUUACAAAUAGGAAAAUAGAAUAAGACUUUAAGAAGUUAGAAAGUAAUCAAGCCAAAUCACCAUUGUAGACCUUUUUCUAAGGUUUUCCGUGAGUGACAAGUGCAAAACUCGACAUAAUUUGUAUAGACUUGUAUGGGAUAACUCUUGAAUUAUUUCUCUAGAGAUUUCUAACAUCAUUAGCAUAA